Lucilia sericata (common green bottle fly) is the source of this 1403-nucleotide messenger RNA. It is a transcript of the gene zpg, whose product is annotated as innexin inx5. Gene Ontology annotation, cellular component: gap junction; plasma membrane. Gene Ontology annotation, biological process: phototransduction. The transcript has 3 exons. The record is from RefSeq and is a predicted model, not a curated record. Lineage: Eukaryota; Metazoa; Arthropoda; Insecta; Diptera; Calliphoridae. Gene Ontology annotation, molecular function: gap junction channel activity. The coding region runs from base 232 to 1377 and encodes 381 amino acids.
AUUUUACGAUUAACAAAAACAAAUAAAGAAGCAAAACUUUAAAGGAAAAAUUAACACGUUUUUAUUAAAUUAUCCUUAAAAAACUUGAAAGUUUCCAGUCGAAAAUAAACAAAUUUUAUACGAAGCUAAUAUAUAAAAAAAUGUGCAUUUUUUAUUCUUAAAAAAGAAAACAAUAUUCAGAAAAUUAUACAAACUUUUCUAGAAUUAAUAUUUUCAUCACAAGAAAACACCAUGUAUGCAGCCGUCAAGCCAUUGUCCAAAUAUUUGCAAUUUAAAUCAGUGCAUAUUUACGAUAUUAUCUUCACUCUCCAUUCCAAAUGCACUGUGGUUAUACUGCUGACAUGUUCGUUCCUUCUGUCGGCCAAACAAUAUUUUGGCGAUCCCAUUAUGUGCAUAAGUGAUGAAUCGAAUGUUGAAUAUGUCAAUUCCUACUGCUGGACACUGGGAACGUAUAUUCUUAACUAUUACGAUUUGCAAAUGCAAAUAGAUACAGUGAAAAAUAUGACAAGUAGUUCGAAAAGUUCUAUAAGGGAUCGUGGUAAUGCGAUAUCAGAAGGUGUUGGACCAGAAGAAAUCGGUAAAACUGAACGUGUUUAUUUGCGUUAUUACCAAUGGAUUAUAUUAGUUUUACUUUUACAAGCCUUAGUAUUCUAUUUUCCCUCGUUUUUGUGGAAAGUAUGGGAGGGUCAACGUUUAAAACAACUGUGUUCGGAAGUUGGUAAUCCCCUGGUACCGGAAGACACCUAUAUAUCGAGAAGUAAAUUAUUGGUUAAAUAUUUCACCUCCGAUUACAGGGAUAUACAUUUUUGUUAUAAUGCACGUUAUUUAUUCUGUGAAACUUUAAAUUUCCUCAUUAGUGUGUUGAAUAUCCUAAUGUUGGAAGUAUUUCUCAAUGGCUUCUGGUCAAAGUAUGUAAAAGCUAUAGCCGCUAUACCUAGUUAUGAUUGGACUACAUGGAAUGUUUUAACUUCACGUGUCUUUCCAAAAAUUGCCAAGUGUCAUAUGACAAAGUAUGGCUUUUCUGGUUCCACCACUUCAUUGGAUAUACUGUGCAUAUUGCCGUUGAACAUUUUGAAUGAGAAACUGUUUGCUUUUCUUUGGAUCUGGUUUUUAGCUAUUUGUAUAUUGGCUGGUUUAAACUUAAUAUAUCGUGGUAUGCUAAUUUUCAAUGAACCCUUUCGUUUGCAUUUAUUAUACACCAAAUUGCGCAUUAUGCCCAAAUCACAUGUUCGCAGUGUCAUAGAGGAUAUGAGUUAUGGUGAUUGGUUUGUUCUAUUCAAGGUCAGUUCGAAUAUAAAUCCCGUAUUAUUUCGUGAUCUAAUGAAAGAACUUUAUGAAAAUCGUAAUCAUAAAAAAUCGUUAGGUUUUAAUGUGUGAUUUAAAAAAAAAAAAAACUUUUUUGU